AUAAAAAAUGAAAUUAAAUGUUGCAGGUUUGAUGAGAAACAUAAAAAUUUAUGUUAUUUAAUUUAUUUUAGACAGAACACAUCAGUCAUAAAAAAUGUUGUAGUUAGCGGCUGAUUUAAUAUUACUUAAAAUGUUGAAGUGUUACAUAUUGCUGUUUUUGUUGAGUAUUUUAAGGGAAUUUGAUGGAAACCAAUUUGACAAUGUUUUAUUUUCAACAAAUCCACUAGAGAAGAGAUCUCUGCAUAAUAGAUUCAUUUGUGAUUGUUCUCUCCUCCCAAUAUCUAAAUGGCUCAAUUUGAUACGUGGCGGAGAGGAAAUACUUUGCUCCGAACCAACCAGGCUUCGUGGAGUCCCAGUAGUAAAGCUACCAGAAUUUAUUGGGGACUGCAAGCAACAGCCCAAUGUCCGAAAAAGAGUAAGACGAGCUGCAAACAGUGACACAAAAACAGCACAGGGCAUACAUGCUAAUUACACUGGUGACAUUAAAAGGCCAAAAAUUAAGAUAUCCUAUGUUAAUGAUACGUCCCAAAAUGUGGAAUAUGAGUUAACGUCUAAAAGUAUUAGAGUUAAAAAUAACAGUCUACAGAUGAAUGCAGAAGAGACUUUCUUCAUUAUACCAGUAAAUACUGCAGUAUCAAUACAAGUUACAUCAACUACUACACCAUGUAAAGGUUUUUAUGCUGUCAAACAGAACAUAUCAGAAUUUACAGGAGAUCCUCUAGAAUGCUCACAAACUAUAUGUUUACCAGGUACAUAUGUGAAUUCAAUUUGUAAUUCAGUUUUAAAAUGGAAUCUGAAUGUGAUUGAUAAUUUCAAAAUUGUGAUAAAUAUUGUUAUGGAUGGCAGUAAAAUGUUCAGUGCAGUUGUUUUUGUUAAAGUUGUAAACACUGACCAUAUGAUAGUCAACUAUAGUCCAUCAAAGCCAAAGCCUGAAUGUCCUCUCAUGUAUGAAAUUAAUACUAACAUGACCUUACAGAUAACCUACAGUGGAAAGUUGUUGACACCAAAUAGGUUGUAUGUCAAUGGGUCAUUUAUAAAAGAAAGCGCUACUGACAUUCUAUGGUAUGUUUUUGAUGUGGCUGGCACAUGUAAUGUUAGUAUUAGUAAAAGCACUGCAGCAGAUGCAUUAUGGGAACAAAGUGUUAUUGUCAAAGUGAAAUCCUUCGAAAUUGAUUUAAAGCCAAAAUUUCAACAUGCUAAUGUAUGCACGGAUACAAACAUCACGUUUUUUCUUAAAAAAAAAAUAGAAUGCGUGACAACAAACCCCAUUUAUAACUGGUCUUUAGACGGCAGCAUUUACAGAAAAGAGAAUUUAAUAUACAAAUUUCCUCUUGUGGGAGCAUUAAGCAAAACAUUUAAGGUAGAAAUUGAAAAUUUUCCGAUUGAUGAAAAACAUGUCAUUGUCUACGAUAAAAUAAAAAAUUUUACAGUUGUUUUAAAAUCACCACAAGUAUUGUGUAAAAACACUCCAAUUAGAAUAACCACUGGUACAUCUUCUGGGUCUGCAGUACUGUACUUUUAUCAAGUUAUACCUGAUCAAGGCUUAACCAGGAUACAGACUGGAGAUGAAGAAUUAAAUCUUACUAAAAAUGGCAAAAUUACCAUUAGAUUCUGGGCUCAAAAUGUUGUAAGUAAAAUCCAUAUGGAGAAAGAAUUUACUUUCCUGGAGAAUGAUGUGAAAUUGGUUUUGUUGGAAUGGUAUGUUGUUUCGAACAUUCCUGUGCAAAUUCAACCUAGCCAAUUUUCAAUAUGCAAAACGUAUUCUUACAGAUGGAAUGUUAGUGGAGUUUUUUUAACAGAUUGGCAACAUGGAGAAGUCUAUGACAUUCCUCAAUUUCUACACAAUUUUACCAAAGAAGGUGUUUACAAUACAUCAUUGGAAAUCCAAUACAACAGUUCAUCAGUUUUUACAAAAUCUAAUUUUAUUCAUGUUAAGAAUGCCAUUUCAGUUGACCUCCCUAAUAAUGACAAUGCACAUGUAGGUUGGUAUAUACUAAAGCCAUUACCAAAGGUCACAUCAAAUUCUUUUCGCUAUCGUUGGAUUGUAUCUGGAUUUUCACCCUUUCCAUGGGUAGCAGGCAACACAAGUAAUCCACCGCAUUUGGAAUUGACAUUCCAGGAGGAAAGUUUGUAUAAUGUUACUCUCGAAGUAAAUGACAAUCUGUCAAAUGAUCAAAAGACCAUGCAAGUGCUUGUACAAUAUCCAGUCAGAAAUGUCUCUUUGCCAAGUAUGAUCUAUGCUGAAACAAACAAAUCAUUUUCUGUUAAUAUCACAUAUUCAGAAAGAUCAAGAUAUCAAUAUAAAGUAAAUUUUACUGAUGGAAUAGUAAGCAAAAUCAUUACUAAUUCUCCCAACAUUGCAUCGUUCACCUACUUGCAUGUCUAUACUACACCAGGAAAUUUUACCUUGGUCUUUACCUUUAUGGAUAAUCUUGAAACUGUCACAACUAAUGUUUCUGUAAUAGUGAUGAAUCCAAUAACUGGCCUUAAUGCAAGUCUUUCACACACUGUGAGCCAAUGUCAGCCUAUCAGGGGGCAAAUAAACAAUGCAGGAGUUGAAUAUCCAGUACCCACCUACCAUUGGUAUCGCCUAUCACCUGAUGGGUUAGUUUUCAUCAACACUGGAAUUGUUAUGAAAAGCAUCAGAUUCAAUUUUUCAGGUAAAUACGAUAUAGUUGUACGUGCUCAGAAUGAAGUAAGCAAUUUUACAUACACUAUGUCUGUGCAUGUUAAAGACAAUGGUACACUUCCAAUAUUACUUACUGCAGUUGAGCCAGAUCUUUCUACAGUCCACCCUCCUAAUAAAGUUAUCAUUACCCCUGGUUCAAUGGUACAAUUUGAUGUAAAACUAGGUCCCUCUGUAGAUCAAAAUUUGGCUGUAAAUUAUCAGUGGUACUUUAACGGUAACUUGGCAUCAAGAGUUCAGACUAAUGUUUUUAAUCAUAGCUUUACAUCCCAAGGUGAAUAUAAAAUUCGUGUAAAUGCUACAACUAGGUGUGGAAGUGGUUCUUCUGAACUUAGUAUCUUUGUUCAAAGUGUCUUAACCCAAGUCAGUUUAACUGUUGAGUAUGAUCGUAAAGAAAUACAGAACAACUCUGUUAUUAGUGAAAAGGUUGAUGAGAUCCAAGUGAGUCAUGUUUAUUUUGAACCGACGGAUGCAACUGGAGUUUCUGGUCAACUGCAUUGCUAUACAGGAGAAACUAACGAACGUAAAGAGACUAAGAUGUUUGCUAUGUAUAAUCCAGAUGAAAUAUUUAAUGUUCCCAUCAAAAAGAAAAAUGUGACUGGACGGAUGUCUUGUUUUAUUGGUUUAAAAAACUUGGUUAGUGAAACUGUUGCCUUUUACUUUUAUUUUGUUGGUUCUGCACCCAUUUUAAACAUAAUUAACACACCAUCAUUCGGUGCCGUCAAUCAAAGCAUGAAUAUACAGGUAGAAAUAUUGAACCAUAAACUUACUGGAAAUUUGCAUUGGUUUUUGAAUGAUACAGAGAUAGUUUCUUGUGUUAAAACAGUGGAGAAAAACUUAAUACAAGCUGAGUGUGUUUUUUUUUUCAAUAACGUUGGAUUAUAUACAAUAUAUGUUAUACUUCGAAACAACUACUUUGAGGUACCUCUGUAUCAUAAUAUAUCCAUAUUAAAUGCUAUUAAGACAGUGUCGAUCUCACCGCUAAUGAUUCUUGAAGGUCAGAGCAUUAACAUUACUGCCAAUGUUAGUGGAAAAUAUCUGGGUAAUUUGAACUAUAAUUGGAAACAAAACAAGUCUUUGAAAAGUUACAUUACAUUUGGGAAGGACAAAAAUGCUGGUGCAUAUAACAUUACUGUCAACAUAUCGAAUGCUGUUAGUAGUUUUUACCUAUUAAAGAGAGUUAUUGUGUACCGAAAUCUUACCAAAGAUAAUCUGUACAUUAAAAAUUACUUCACCUAUAUUCAAAGAGGAAGUAGGUCAGUGUUCCAAAGUUCAAUUGUAGACAGUUUUGUUAAAUACAAGUGGUUUCUUAAUAAUAUAAGUAUAUCCAGUCAUGUAGAAACUCGUAUUCAAUUUAAUAACCUUGGAAAACAGCAAGUUAAGCUUACGUUAAGUACACCUUAUCAGCAGCACACAGUUGUUGCAUAUGUUUUUGUUAUUGAUCCAGUGACUAAUAUAGUAAUAACACCAUUGCAUUUUCGUGUAAAGUCUUCCAUCAACAUAUCUGCCACUGCAAAUGGCGGAGGCCCAUUCUCUUACUUUUGGCCUGAAUUUAAUAGCACCAAAAGUUAUAUUGUAUACAGUGCUGUUACAGCUGGUUUACAAAAUAUUUCAGUAUUAAUUUCAAAUCCUAUUAGUAGUGCUACUGCUAAUAAAACAUUGAAAAUUUACGACCUGCAAAGCUUUGGUAUAAAAGCAUCAGUAAAAAUUUGGCGAGUAGACAGCAACCGUAUUAUAUACAUUCCAUUUAAUACAACAAUAAACUUCUCAGUAGCUAAUGCAGAUCCUAAUAGUAAUUAUUCUUGGAAUGUUCAAUAUGAUAAAAACAUUAGUCGUACUAAAUCAGGAGUAACAUAUACUUAUCAUUUUGGAAGUAAAGGUGGUGAACAUCUUGUGCUCUUACAUGCAACCUUCGAAUUAGAAAGCCGAACAAAAGAUGUCAUUGUUCGUGUUGGUGACCAUACCACCAUGUUUCAAAUCUCAUUGACCAAUAAAUAUUUGUUGACAAACAGAACGUAUCAAGUAAUCAUAAAAUGGAACAAUCAACCAGUUGCUACAAAUGCUGUUAUACAAGUUUCUGGCACAAAUAGUUCCAACAAAUCAAUUGAACUUGCUCGUGGUCAGGCUGAAAUUUGGUUCCACACCCCAUUAGACAAAAAACUUGUUACUAUUUCCAUAAGUGUUUGCAAACAUCUUUCUUGUCACGAAAAAAGCUGGAAUUUCACAUCACUACCAAAAGUUAAUGAAAUUCUAGCGACUGGUAUUAUAGAACAUGUUGAGAUAGAUAAAAGUCUUAAUUUAACAAUAGGCAAUCAUAUACCAGAAGCAAAUGUGACUUGGUAUCUGAUCGAUGUGUUUGGUAACCGCAGUAUUCUUGGAAGUGGCAUCUACUUUAACUUUUCCUUUGAAUCUUAUAAUUUUCCUCCUGGUCAGUAUAUUAUUGAAGUGGCUGCAGUAAGUAUAUUUAUUGGCAAUCCUGAUCACAAACUUGUGAAACAAUUUAACUUUACUUUAUACAGUGACAAGUGUGAGGACCUCAACAUUACAGAGAAUGUAAAAAACCAAAUUUUGUUAAAUGAUGCUUCAUACAAAUUCAAUAUAUCAUGGAAAAAGGAUUGCUUCAUAACAAACCAAACUGUGGUUGUUAACAAUGUAAAAAGUUUCACUCAUACCACUGGUGUUUUUAAAGGGUACAGCCAAGUCAGUAUUACCACUCUGCAUAAAACUUCAAAUAUUUCUAUCUCCAUUACUUUAUGCAAGCAUGAGAGAUGUGUAUCUAAAAACUGGACUCAUAUUUCAGUUGAGAAACGUUUUAUUGAGGACAUAGUGAGAGAAAACGUAGAUGAGGCAGUAGAAGUCAAUGGCACAUGGAGAGGUAGCAUUCAAAAUGACUUUCCAGAUGCUAAGAUAUCAUGGUACCUCCAUGUAAAUGACAGAAAAAUACUUAUUGCUGAAGGCAAUAGAAGCGUUGCAUUUGACAUCUCUUUGUACGUAAAAUCUACAGGUGAUUAUAUAAUUGAAGUUGUUUUGGUUAGUCAAUUUAUCAACGAGUCAAUUAAUCACACAUUAACAAAAAAAUUCACUGUAACAGUUUUUUUUGAAGACUGUGAAAAGCCAAGCGUUUUCAUUGAUAGUAAUGACCGCACACACACAAAAUCAAAAUGGUUUUAUUCUGAGAUUAACUUCAAAACUAUUUGCCCAAAUGUUACUAGCACUUGGUCAUUCGCAGUUAAAGAUGGUAAAAGUUGUGAAACAAAAUACACAGCACAUACUUUUCCUGGUUUCAAAUUAACAAUGGAUAAGCCAUCACUUGAAGUGCCUCCGCGUGCUUUUAAAGUUGGUAGUUAUUGCGUACGAAAUCUUCUGCGAUAUGGGAAAUUUGGCAGAGUUUCUGAAAGAUUUUUCUUGGAAGUUGUUUCAACACCACUAGUACCAGUAAUUGGGGGAGGAUCCUAUCGAGUCAUAGGAAAUCAACAGGAUAUAGUUCUAGAUGCUACUAAAACUAUAGAUCCAGAUUUAUUAAAUGGAAGAUCCAAUUUAUUAUAUAAAUGGGUACUUGAAUCCAAUGCUUGUUUCACUAAUUUAAAAAAUGGUACUAUAUCUGAAUGGAGUGUGGCUAAUGCAAAGUUAUCAAUAAAACAGCAAUGCUUAAGCCCUAAACAUUUCCAUAAUUUCACGCUUCAUGUAAAACGUGUUCCAGAUAAAGAGUUUGUUGUUGGAGUACAAAAGGUGUAUGUCAUUGAGGGUGUUGCUCCUGUUGUAGAGAUUGAAUGUAUCACUUGUAAAACAUACAAAACUUAUAAGUAUAUUGCAAGCAAAAAAAUCAAAAUGUCUGCAAGUUGUUUGAACUGUGGUGAAAUAGAAGGAUCUUAUAAUUGGAAGGUUAUAGACCAAAAACGAAGACCGGUGGCUUUGACAAGUAAAAAUGUGCUUAGUCCUUUGGAAACAUCUGUUUUAGUAUUAGAUAAAAACGUUUUGGAUGGAAAGCAGAAUUAUACUUUUAUUUGCGACGUUCGUGUUAAAGGCAUGCAAUCCAUGGGAACAACUCAAAUUUUGCUGUUAAAUAACCCGAGUCCUAUAAAUGGACAAUGUACAAUUUCACCACGUGUUGGAAUAUCAAUGGUUGACAAUUUCACUGUCAGUUGUCAGGGCUGGCAUGAUGCAGACAAUGUAGAUCCAACAAGCAAAAUUCAAAACCAACCCUUUAUUUAUUGGUUGCUUGCAGGAAAAACAAAUAAACCAUCAGAUAUGUCCAUCAUAUAUCGUGGCAUCAAGCCUAAUCACACCACACAUUUACAGCUUGGCAAUGAGAAAGAUGGUGGAAAGUUGUUUAUUCAGAUAAUUGUUGAAGACUCCUUAGGAGCACAGACUGUAGCAUUUAAUGACUCGGUUAUUGUUACAACACCUGAUGUUGCCAAGAGAGAUCCUGUCCAGUUUGUUUCUGAAUCAAUCAUGCCAGGAUUGACAGAACAAGUUACAUUGAAAGAUGUAAACUUAGUUACCCUGGCAAUCAUUGCAUGCAGCAAUUUUAUGUCGAAAAAGGCUGGCAAUGAGAACAGAUCAAGAAUACUGAAUGAAUUGGUGAUGGGUGCUGCAAAAAUAGAUGCUUCUUCAGUGGAGUCAAUUACACAGAUUGUAAAUGCAUUAACCAGUAUUGUUAAGGUGGGAGGUGUAAAUGAAGUUGAUUCACAAUCCAGAGACUUAACAUCUAAGUCGCUAAAACGUUUGCUUGACAUGUCUGGAUCAUUCUCAAUGGAAGGAAUAAGUCUUGAAGAUUAUACAUACAGUGGGUUUAUGGAACUUCUUAUCAGCAACCUAGAGUAUUACAGAACAGGAAAUAGUAAUGUCCGCAUAAGAAGAUCAGCUGGAGGUGCAAGAACUUUUAAUUCUGAUUAUAAAAGUCUGCAGCAACUUUAUGAAGUUAUUUUGCAUGCUACAGUGGCAGGUGAAAGUUCCAGAAUUAUUUCAAGUGGUGCUAUAUCUACUUUGCUUUUACGAAAAAAGGGUAAACGAGUAGCUGGCACAACGUAUGCUGGAUCUUGUAAAGUGACAACUGAUGUACCAAAAAUUCACAACAUGAAUGACGUGUCAGGAGUAUUUGAAUGCUCAAAUAUUGACCCGUAUGAAGAAUUUGGCAGCUAUGUGCCCAAUAGUACAGUUUCCAGUUUAAAAUUUUUAUCCAGCAACAUGAGUGAAAUCUCUUUAACAAAUUUGGCUAAAGAGGAGAGAAUCAAAUUUACCAUCCCUUAUUCCUUUAACUUGUACCACGAAAAUUCCACUAUACAAUUGAACAAAGAUGAAAUUUAUUUGUCUGUAUUACCUAAGCAUGACACAUUCAUAGACUUGCCAGCCAUCGGUAUUAAUAUUGUGGUUGACAUUUUAACAGAAGAUUUUGGUGGCAAUAUAUUUGUUCACUUUUCUAAAAAUCAAAACUUGACAUUUGAAAAUAAAGCAACAAGAAAAUUAACUGUGGAUGUUCAGUCUGACGAAAACCUAAGAACUAUAUUUCUAUCUGGAAGAGAAUAUGGUGAGGAUUCAACAUACUUCUAUGGGUUAGAGCAUGAUUCAUCGGGUUCGGUUAACGUUACAAUAACAACAUACAUCAGUCAUUGUAACUUUUGGAAUGCUACCAAGCAAUUAUGGGAGAGCGUUGGUUGUACACCAGCAGCAAAUACAACACGGCAACACGUUGUCUGUUCAUGCAACCAUCUCACUUCAUUUACUUCUUCAAUCGAACUGGCACCCAAUCCUCUCGAUUUCACAGUACUUAAAAAACUCGAUGUUGCAAGAAAUCCGAUUGCUGUUUCAACGUGUGGGGUGAUUAUUGCUGUGUACCUCAUUGUUUUGUUUCUUGCAUAUCGAAAAGACAAAAAAGAGCAGACAGCAGAACAUUUCAUUCCAUAUGUCGGUUCAGAUGAAGGCUUUUAUCAAUAUGAAAUUCGUUUAAAGACUGGAGUAUAUCCCUGGGCAGGUUCAACAGCAAGGGUUGGUAUUCAAAUAUUUGGAACAAGCUGUACAACUAAAGUGCGUGUAAUCAAGACAGAAAAUAGCUUCCAAAGGAAUGCGGUUGAUAUAUUUCGAAUUUCUGUCGAUCGAAGCAUUGGGAAAAUCCACAAGAUUCGCAUCUGGCAUGACAACACUGGGGCAAGCCCAUCUUGGUAUUUAGAACGGGUAGUUAUAAGAAGUCUUGUCAAUGGAGAAAAAUUCUUUUUUUUCUGUAACAAAUGGAUUGGCACAGACUGUGAGGAUGGGUCAUUGGAACACGAAUUCCUUGUUGCUGACAUUCAUGAAAUGCAGAAAUUCUCCACAAUUUUCUUCGAUAUGAUUGGUCGAGGUUUUAACGAUUAUCAUCUUUGGAUGUCAGUAUUUGAAAGACCCAGAUUUAGCAAAUUUACCCGAGUGCAACGCGUCACUUGUCUCGUCACAUUCGUGUUAAGUUGGAUGUGUGUCAAUGCAAUGUGGUUUCGAGUUGCACCUGAUGGACAAGUUGAUGUUUACAUUGGAUUCAAAGGAUACUCAUUUAACGAAAUUCUAAUUGGAAUGAUCAGCGCCAUGAUUGUCUUUCCGUUGAAUUUUAUUUUAAUAACAUUAUUCAGAAAAUCAAGACAAACUAAAAUACCACCAAAACCAAUAAAGAUUUAUAAACCAACCAAACAUAUUAAGAUGCAGGUGGUUGAUUUGGAUACUGUUCCAUUAUUUGAGGAGCGAGACGAUUCUGUAAACACUUUUGAUAUUGGUGAGGUAUCAUCACCAUUGCAAAGAAAACAAAAAUAUUUCAACAUCCAUGACGCCAUGACUAUUGAAAACAGUAACACUGAAAACCAACCACAUUUGGACAAUUUAGUAUUACGUACAUCAAUGCUGAACGAUAUUUCAAUUGACUCGCCUACUUCGUUAACUCUGCCCCAUGCAUUUGAAGAUUAUUUAAGAAAGCGAGGCGAAACAUUUAUGUCAACUCCCUCCAAUAUGGAUUCCAGUUCGCUGACAAUGUCUCCGCAACAUCAAUAUCGGACAAGCUCAGCACGGUUAGCUCGUAAAAAAAUUGGCUAUGAACCAUUGGGUUUAUCUUUAAAACGAACACUCUCUUGUGAGUCUUUGCAGCUUCUUCCAACGAAAGAUGAAGAAACCAGAUUGAUGACACCACGUUUAAAUCCGGAUGAAUUAAGAAGUCAUAUGACAGAUAUCGUAGAACACCAGUUAUCUUCCAUGUUUCACGAGUUUCAAGAAAGCAGUGAGAAAAGCAAUAAGCAGGAGCUCGGUCUUCCAUCGGAUUAUUCGAGCGGCAUUUAUCAUCAUGAAGCUAUAACCUCCGCACUUGUCAAAAAGAAUGAGAUGUUAGCAGAACGGUUAGAAAUACCAGCUAUAUGUGAGUUAGAUCCAUGCACACGUUGGACAUUACCAUCCUGGUGCACGUAUGUCGCGUACUUGCUGUGUUUCGUGGUGAGCGGAAUGUCUAUGGUGAUUGUGAUCACAUUUGGUCAACAGUUUGGUUAUGAGAUAUCAUUGAAGUGGCUACGAGCGUUGUUUGUUGGUUUCUUGGAAGACGCUUUACUUGCAUAUCCAUUCGUGUUGAUAUUUACUUCAGCUGUGGUUGCACUCUUCAUCAAACCUCUGGAUUUGGAUAAAGUGGAUCAUUACGAUUUUGUGGAAUGUCCAUCCAAAAAAACGGAAAUGAUGGACAUCAAUGAGACAUCACCGCCCUCCGGUUUUGCAUUGGAGCUGGCACAACGCGAAGGAGCUCGACGAAAGCGCUUGCGAACGUUUGCGAAAGAUUUCGUCUUGCAAUUGCUUCUAAUGUGGUUCGUGAUUGCUAUCUGCACGAUCAAAUUUUCGUACACACUGUAUCCAUCUACCAGUCAGCUUGAAAGAAAUUUAAACCAACCAAUGGCUUUUAGCAAGAUAUCAAGCGUCAACAACUAUUGGUCAUGGUUUGAAACUACUUGGCUAUCUAAUUUAUAUGACCCAUCUAAACAGUCAUAUAACAGUUGGCAGCUUGCUUCACGUCCUGUAAUACGUCAAGUACGAGCAGCAGCAGGGGAUUGCAUAUCUGAAGAGCAUGCGGCGAUGCUUAAUGUUUCGAUUUGCUCGAAGGACUACUACACAACCGCCAAAUCAUUCUCUUACAAUUGGAGUAAUGAAGUUACAAAACCAUAUACGGUUAGUGUCGUAAAGAGUCCAUGGGUUUUUCAAAAAGAUCCAUACAUCUCAUCGAAAACAUUUGGAUGGCUGUCGGAUUAUCCUUCUGGAGGUUAUGAACUUCUGCUGCCUUUAUAUAACUUAACCGAUGCGUUAAGUCAAGCUAGGUUAACUGUGCAGAAUCUAAAGAAACAGCAGUGGUUUGAUAAAUACACACGUGCUUUGAUACAUAACUACGUCAUGUUGAACGGUGAUACGUUGCAGUACUCCUUCGUGGAGCUCUUAAUCGAGAUAACAUCUAGUGGGUUCAUAACGACAAGUUUUGAUGUGCGCUAUCUCCCGGUGUAUUACUUCACGAGAAGCGUUGAUUAUUUCUGCAUUUCGUGCGUAUUUUUUCUGCUAGCGCUUAUAGUUUACCUUCUAUGCCAUGUUGUCAGCAAGGCGCACGUAAAAGGCUUCAAAGAACUCCGAACUUGGUGGGACUUUCAUACCGUGCUAAUAAUCAUAACGGCAGGUGUAGGUAUCAUUAUGCAACUGGGUGAGGUGUUUCUGUUGGAAGAUUUCAGGAAUAGAUUAAGCAAUGGUUACGUACCAGAUGGUUUUAGUAUACAUCAUAUGGCAUUGUAUCAUGAUAUUGGAAUGUAUGUAUUCGGGUUUCUCGGAUUUCUCGUCAUCAUGAGAAACGUGCGUUUAUUCAGUUUAUCCAACAUAUACCACUACUGUUCCGAGGUGUUGCAUAGAUCUUCUAAACCUUUGCUACACUUCACUUUCAUGCAUGUUCUCUUCGUGAUCGGUUUCUCAAUCAGCAUGUUGAUUACUUUCCAGUCCUCCAUCUUCGAAUACCGUACUUUUUGGACUUGCUUUUUAUCGACCAUGUUUAAUCGCUGGUGGAAACCAGGUGCGCGUAAAAUGAUAGAUGCAUCUUAUGGGCUGGGAAUCUUUUGGAGCGUUUUGUGGAUGGUGUAUUGGUUAUUAAUUGUUACUAAUAUGUACAAAGCCAUCAUUUUGAACAGUGAUACAGUAAAAAAAUCGCCCUCUCUUAACAUAUGGAGCUUGUUUUGGAAGAAGAUUAAAAGGAGACGAAAGAAACAACAACGUCGAGUACGUUUCGAAAAUUUGGAAACACCUGACGAUGGUGGCGAACAAAUUGUCGAAACUGUUAUCGACAAAGAAACAGCGCCGCAACACGAUGACUUGCCACCUUUACCAGUUCCUCUGUUCGAUUUAAAUUCAAAUUUGAUGACUGUUUUGGCAGGACUUGAUCAGAUGGUAGUUCACGAGGAGUGGGAGGUGCAUGUAUUGAGCGAGCUGGAUAGAAAGUUGAGAGUCGCAAAAUCUAAAGUGAAGAUUGAAAAGUUAAAUAAAUACUGAGUAUUUUCUAUGAAAUUUAAUGUUAUUUUUAUUUGUGUUCGUUUUUAUUGUUAUUAUUGUUAAGGUUCUUGUUCGUGUGUUGCGUCACUUGGCCUGCAUUUUGAAUUUUUUUUUACAUAUAAUAAACAUUGUUUUUAUUCUUUUUUUAAAUAUUUUUGACGAUUUUUAUAAAAGCUUUUUUUUGUAUUAUGAAUUUUAUUUAAAUUUAUUUAUUUUAUUCCAAAAAACGAAGACUUCAAUGACUGACUGUAAAUUUCGAAUUUUGUGAGUUUACUUAUUGUAAUUGUUUAUUAGCUGACUUAAUGCGAUUUUUUUUCCUUAAAAUAAAGAGGUAAAAAAACUUUGAUGUCAUGUUGCUUAUCAACAGUAUACGUUUGCAAGCAAAAGUCAACCCACUUUCCGGUAGCCACCUCUUUCACUUCGUGUGCACAGUGCUGCGUUUCAGGCGUUCCGCCCUCUGGGUAUCAUAAUUUUCGCAGCCAGUGAAAGAUAAAUCUUGAAUUUCGCAAAUUUUGUAGAUUCUAUUUUGAUAAUGUCCGAAGUUGAAGACUCGUCAAGUUUCGGCAUUUUACAUAACUUCUGGAAAUCUUGAUUAAAUUUUUUUCAGUAAAUCAUUUGCUGUUAUAACAUAACUUAACUGAGAAUAUUGAUUAUUUUCAAUAUACUGUUAAUCGCUAAAUUGACUACCGUUAUUCUAUACAGUUUUUCAAGAUAUCCCUUUUGUGCUGCGGAAUUUGAAUAUUUUUUUAUUCCAAUAAAUUUACUUUUCUUCUGCGUCGUUAUGCCCGAACAAUUCGCGAAAUUAAAAACUUUUAAAUUUUUUGAAAAUUAAAAAUUGACGAUUUUUUUUAUUUAUGCUCUUUCAUUUUUUAUCAUCUUUUAUAUGACAUUAUGUAUAUUGGGUGCUGACUCAGCUUUUCUAAAAAGCUACGCUUUUUCAUGUAAAUUUAUCUGUAUAUAUAUGGGGUUUAUUUGUAUUGUAAAUUAAUAUUAUCCGUAGUCUAAUUUGUUUUAGUGGCAUUCUGUGAAAUAUAACUUAGAGUACCGGA
Hydractinia symbiolongicarpus is the source of this 13242-nucleotide messenger RNA. RefSeq lists its product as uncharacterized. The record is from RefSeq and is a predicted model, not a curated record. The transcript has 23 exons. NCBI's taxonomy places the organism in Eukaryota, Metazoa, Cnidaria, Hydrozoa, Anthoathecata, Hydractiniidae. Gene Ontology annotation, molecular function: protein binding. The coding region runs from base 131 to 12193 and encodes 4020 amino acids.